UUUUGGAGUAAAAAAUGUUUUGUAACUUCAGUAAUAAACAGAAUUUGUGUUUACUUUACCUACCUUGGUAUUCUUUAGCGAUAUGGGACAGUAAUAGGGUGUUCUAAUUGUCACAUCAAAUGUAUAAAAUCAAGGACUGCGAUUGUUUAAGAAAUUAUCGUUUUAACGUCGACGAUUUUACUGACGACCAACUUUUCCGUUUGAGGAGAAUAUGUUUUGACGUCAGAGCUGGUGGGAAUUUGGAAUUGAAAAAAAUAUUGAAUCAAGAAAUUAAAGCCCAAAAUGUAGAAAGAAAAUACUUUUUUAAGUUCGUGACGCGCGAGCGUUUAAAUUACGCGAGUAGAAUAAAAUUUAGGCGAAUCCAUGAUUUUUUUGGAAUUUCUAGCGACAUUAAACUGCCAAAAGAAGAAUAUUUUCUGAAAUGGAAACCAACUGAAAGUGUAAAAGAGCUUGGUUGGAAAGAAUAUCCCAAAGUUAAUCUACUGCUCAGUAUGCCAGUGGGAGCAGAGAAACUUAGUGGUUGGGACCGAAUAAAAAUCGCAUUUUUUCCGAAACGCUUUGCCCCGGAUUACAAGUCUAAAGAACUUGUUCAUAAAUUUAACCUCAGUGUUUUACAAGGGGGAACCAUUAUAAGUGCUAUGAUGAUUGGUACAGGGUUGGCUUAUGAGCAUGGCAAGCAGUUUGUAAAGGACCAUGACAGAGGGAAUAAAUCACAGUUUUAUAAUUCCAGGAUUGAAGCGUUACGUGCGAGACACCAUGCGUUCUUUCGUGGCAUGAGCAGAUAUUCCUUUAGGUGGGGUUGGAGAGCUGGAUUUCUCGCCGGAUCUUUGAUCAUGAUAUCGCAAACGAUGUGUAUUUAUCGGAAACAAGAUUCUAUAAGUCACUAUCUACUAGGAGCUGGUAUACCGUUUGCUGCUUAUAAUGUAAUGAAAGGACCUGUAGGGAUGUUGUUAUCAGGACUGCUUGGAGCUGCAGUUAUUGGGUUGCCUUGUGGGUUCUUGAUGUCGACAUGCGAGAUGAAUUUUCGACCACAUUUGUUCAAUGCCUAUGUAGUGCCUCGUAUAGUGAGUAAACAUCAUUGGUUGAAUUGGACACCAGAUCAAAUUGAGUUGAAUAAAACAAGAUAUGAAAUGAUUGUUCACGAAUUAUCGACUGAAGAUACGAAUUAUCGCGAUCGGUUAUCGCAUUUAUUUGAUGAUUAAAUAUUUAUGUGUUCCUGUUUAAUUACGAAAUAAACCUAAAUUUAUCAAAUUGUCAAGGCAAUGGUUCAGGUAGUAUGGGGCUUACUAAUCAUCUGGAUCCGUUAGCGAUGCAACACAUUUACAAAUUUUGUACAAUACACCAAGACUUUUUAUUCA
Molecule: messenger RNA, 1358 nt
Organism: Ciona intestinalis (vase tunicate)
Lineage: Eukaryota; Metazoa; Chordata; Ascidiacea; Phlebobranchia; Cionidae
Biological process (GO): mitochondrial respiratory chain complex I assembly
Cellular component (GO): mitochondrion
Source: RefSeq, a predicted model, not a curated record